Aspergillus tanneri is the source of this 1707-nucleotide messenger RNA. RefSeq lists its product as uncharacterized. Bases 1 to 1707 code for a protein of 568 amino acids. The transcript is spliced from 3 exons. Gene Ontology annotation, molecular function: hydrolase activity. The record is from RefSeq and is a predicted model, not a curated record. NCBI's taxonomy places the organism in Eukaryota, Fungi, Ascomycota, Eurotiomycetes, Eurotiales, Aspergillaceae.
AUGAGCAGUCUCGGAAUUUCCGUCGGUCUUCUGAAAGCGUUGUUGCUCAGAGUCCCGCUCAUUCUCAAGACCGCUCUUCUCCAUGGCAGUGGCCUGUCUCCGGUCUCGGGCAAGCAGGACCUUCGUACCGAGCUUACGGUUGCUAUCAUCCGCUCGUUUAUGGGAUCUAUGGCCCCUGUCGGCGUUCAGCAACGGCGGACCAUGCGAGAUCCCGGCAUCCAGGGGCCUAUGUGGGUAUCCAAGGUCACCUUUCCUGCCCCAGAGGAUGCGGUGCAAGACGCAGUCUUCAGGGCCAUUGAGGAUCUGAAAGCGGGAGAUGAGACAUUCGAUAUCCCGGUUGUCUCGUCGGUUGAGGCCGAGUGGACAGGCCAUCGCGAUGGAGUGGACAAGAACGCACCGCAGCCCGGCCUCCCGGAGGAAGAGAAGUAUCAGAAACUGCAAAAGGAGGCGCGGACGGACACGGUGAUCCUGUAUUUCCAUGGAGGUGCAUACUUCCUGAUGGACCCUUGUACCCAUCGUGCUCCCGUCUGUCAACUAGCCAAACGCGCUGACGCUCGUGUCUUGUCCGUGCGGUAUCGACUUGCUCCUCAGCAUCCGUUCCCAUCAGCGCUCGUUGACGCCCUGGUCGCCUACCUGUCACUCCUUGCUCCUCCGCCGGGUUCGUUCCACAACACGGUACCUGCAAAGAAGAUCCUCUUCUCCGGCGACUCGGCAGGAGCAAAUCUCUGCUUGGUCCUGCUUCAGACCCUUCUCACCUUGCGACGUACAUCCCCAACAAUUCGCUUCCACGGCCAGGAUAUCCCCCUGGAACUCCCAGCCGGAUUAGCGCUCACCUCUCCCUGGUGCGAUAUCACCCGGUCCAUGCCCUCGAUCGUUCACAAUGCACUGUACGACUACCUUCCUCUUCCACAACUGCAUCACGACACAACCUACCUGCCACCCAAAAUCCCUCCGGAUAGCUCCUGGCCCUGCACUCCGCCGCGAGUCGACUUCUUCGCCCAUGCGAGCGCCCUCAUCCACCCUCUGGUGAGUCCCCUGGCGGCGCACCAGGAACUCUGGAAAGACGCACCUCCUAUCUUCAUCUCCGUGGGCGAGGAGGGCCUAGCGGACGAAGGCCUCGUGAUCGCUCGCAAGAUGCAUCAGGCCGGCGUUCCCGUUGUGGUCGAUCAGUUCGAAGGCAUGCCGCAUUGUUUUGCGCUCAUAAUAAUGGGAACGUCGGCAGGUCGACUGUUCUUCGACCGCGUCGCGGAUUUCUGUCGAGACGCGGUCGCCGGCCGGGUCAAGUCGUCUGGACACCUGUCGUACAUUACAUACCAACAGCGAAGCAUUUGCGAGAUCCCGUUGGAGGAUAUGGUGGCUUUGACGGACGAGGAGGUCGAUGAGCGAAUGCGCCAAUCAGGCCCUACCUUCCGAAAUUACAACCCUGACCAAGCAUCCCUAUAUGCCCAAGCCCGUCUCUCGUACCCCCCAAAGCUGUACGAGACCAUUCUGCGCCACCACAGCCAAACAGACGAUCGAUUUGACUCACUUCUCGACAUCGGCUGCGGGCAUGGCAACGCCACUCGCGAUCUGGCUCCGGUAUUCCACACCGUGGUUGGAGUUGAUCCCAGUCCAGAGAUGAUCCACACAGCCCGUCAGAUGAGUGGUUCCUCGAAGUCGAAAUCUGGAAAGCCAGUCGAGUUCAUAGUCGGUCAUGCGGAAGACUGA